AACAGUAAAAUGAAUUCAGUGACAAGUGAUGUUAGUUUCAGUUUUUUUGCUGACAACAGAUUCGAGGAUAGUCCUACUGAGGAAGAGAUAGCUUUGUACAGUCCUUCAUGCCAGCUAUUGUUUAAUGACUGCAGUGUCAAAAGAAAACAAAAUCUUGAUGAUGUGGCAAGGAAACUUUUUGCGCAUUUACCAACAGAGACAUUUAUUGGUAAAUCAAGUCAAAGGAAUAACAAGAAGAAAACUUCCUAUUUUUCAACUGAUCAGUAUCUUAUAGCAGAGCCUCCUGAAGAGAGAUUUACCCAAUUUACAAGUCCUGCAACUGCUAGUAACAAUGAACCUGGAAAUUUCUUACAUAGCAGUGAUAUUAGAAAAAUUCCCAUAUUAAACAAUCAUAAUUCUGAGCUGGAAUUAGACAUUAAGGAAGAGUUAAUGUCACCAUUCGUUUCUGCAGUACAGAAUUCAAGGAUAUCAUACAAACCAAUGAAAUGUCCUGAAAAUGAAGUUGAAGAUCUCUUAUGUGACUGGGCUCGUCAUAUCAACCUGAGUGCUACCUUAGAUAAACAAUGUGCACCAUUAGAUGAAGAACAGCGAGAGGUGCUGCCAGUUUAUGAAAUGACGAUUCCCAUAGAUGUACAUGAACUCCUCAACUUCAAUUCUAUGCUGGGAAAUUUGAUAUUGUCAUCACCACUAACAUUUAUAAAUCAUCUUAAGCAGGUUUGUUAUAAUAUUGUGAAAGGAAAUGAUAUGUUAAUGAAGUUAUAUUCACCAUAUCAAGUAGUUAUCAAACCGAACUUUAUGAGUGUUCCGACCACUAAAGAGACAACAGUAGAAUCGUCAAGGUGUAUAGCCAAUAUGAAACGCAAUCACAGCAAACUUUUCAAAGUUCGUGGAUUGGUUAUAGGAUUGUCCUCUAACGUACCAUACACUAAAAGUGCAGAAUACAGAUGUUUGCAGGAAGAUUGCAUUUGGUUUGGUGAACAUUGUUACCUUAUUACGUCAUCAGUUGGAUCAGUGGAAGCUGAUGUUGUCAGAACAGACUUUCAAUGUGAUGGAUGUGGAAAUUUUUUAGUUGAAGAUAUAUCUAAAAGAACAUUUGCUGACAAAAUAUAUUGUUUUGUGAUACCAAAAGAAGCUGCUAAAAAUUUGAGGUGUAUCAACAACAUAAAUAACCAUCGUUCACAAGCUAUCAAGAUGCUUUUAAAAGAUGAUAUGUGUAAAAGUAUUCAUAUUGGAGGUUAUUUCUGGUUUACUGGUGUGUACAAGAAUGAUGUACUAUUAUCGUCUCAACUGAGUGUUCAAAACUUGUUUGAAGUGUUGAAUGUCGAGCCAGAUGUCCCAUUUAUAAAUAAAGUUAAAAGCUUUCAAAAACUUCUCCCUGAUCCUGUCUGUACCUUAUAUCAAGAUCGAAAAACAUCACCGUGGAGUUUUGCAUCAAGUUUAGUAUAUACUUUUCUUGAUACGGUGUAUCCAGCUGGAAUGUUUCAUCUUUUUAAAACGGUAAUAUUGUUCAGUCUGGUGAUGGAGGGUGACAAAUCUAUUCUAAACAUCGAGGGAAAGGGUGAGAUAAAAAACACGAAUAACAACUUGCAUGUCUUGGUUGAAGAUGAAGAAAUUUUAGCCUACCAAAGACAAAUGUUGUAUGCGAUCAGUUAUAGUGAGUCGAGUGUUGUGCAUCGUGUCCCUCUUUAUUUGUUUGGUGCUGUUAACGAUGAUGGCUCAGUUGUAUAUGUCGAUGGUGGAAGUUUGUCUCUUGCAUCAACUGGAAUAUGUGUUAUACCAAACAUAACUGAAUUAAAGAAAAAUACCAUAGAGCAGCUUCAGAAAGUAUGCGAAAGUGAAACAAUUACAAUCAACAUUCCAAGAAAACAACACGAAGAAGUUCAACAAUCACAAUUCGUUCUACCAUUUAAAAGCUCUGUCUGGUGUUGUUGUGAAAAUUCGUUCGAUAUCUCACACAAAGAGACGGUACCAUCUGCAUUUCUCAGUCAGUUGCAUCUGGUGUUAUCUAAUCGAACGCAGAACAAAUGGAAUAAUUUUGAUGAAGUUCUCUCUGCGAAUAUACUUGGAAAAGCUUCUAAGCCUAUGCAACAAUAUACUGGAACGUUAAUAACUCAUUCGCAUAUGAUGGAGGUGAUAUCACGUGUAAGAAGUCAUACUGUAGAGAUGUCUUUAGAAGCAUACAAGUUCAUCAAAACGUUUUACUUAGUUAGUAGAAGAGUGAACAGUCACGUGACGCAUAUUACCUUGCAAACUUUGUUACGUUUAUCUGCUGCUCAUGCUAAACUUAUGCUAUAUAAGAAGGUAUCGGUGGAUGAUGCUGUUGUUAGCAUUCAUAUACUUGAACAACUAAUGGCGUUGAAAUAUGGUGACUCGAUUCUUGGUGUGACACCUGUAUUACAUUUCGAAAACAAGGACAUGUCACGCUUCAUUGGACCCGAGAACGAUCUAUUUCUGCGCCAAUUGAAAAAACACAUCGUUCAAUAUUGUUCAUCUUAUUAUCCAGACGCGCUAUCUGAUGUUUUACUUGAUGAAGAAUAAAACUGCAGUGACUAAUAUCACUUUGAUGAUAAUGUGAAAAAAAAGUUGGUGAUCUUAGCGACAGAUAGCAGAUCUCGUGUUUUCUUUGUCUCAAAAAAAUAGUGUUUUGUUUAAGAGUUUGGUGGUUAUAUGUAUUCUUGAAAGUGUUUCUGCAAUCCUAGACAAAAAAUAUUUACACAAAUAUUGGCAAAAAGGCAUUUUCUUGGUCAUUUUGCAAAUAGGGACAAAAGCUUCACACGGUACCAAAAUUUUAAAGUCGCGACGUCUCACACACACGUAGGAUAGACAAACAGCAUUUAAAAUGUGCUAGUCGCAUUCUGUAGCUCGCCCGCACUGCGAAAUAUUCCACGUCGAGGCAACAACAGUUAGCAUAUGAGUGUGGGCUAAAUAACCAAAAAUUCUACGUCCACUCUAAACACUGACAAGUUCAAAUGUGUAAAUCUAAUCACGGAAUAGCCUUUGCAAUUACUUGUGGUGGCGAACUUUAAAGUUAGUUGUCUUGUCUAAAAUUAUUUUGACUAGGACUGUAGAUACACACGUAAUCUAAACCUGUGCUAGAAUACUUUCACCAUAAAUCAAUAAAAUAGAAAGAUUCAGAAGAAUCCUGAAUGGUUAUGUUCUUAAAGACGUUUGCGAAUGUGUUGUAUUAACAGUCGCGUACCGUAGAAGCUGUUAGGCGUUAUUAAAGUAUCUAGCUAGUUUUUAGUCUUUUACAAUAACAUUUCAUAAGUAUCUAUGGUGACAAGAAAGGUCUCUUACCUCCCUCAUGCAUAUGCUACUAAUUGUAUGUUUAUGUUACACACAGAACUGAUAAAUUAUAUUUUCAUCGGUAGCUACU
Molecule: messenger RNA, 3376 nt
Organism: Hydractinia symbiolongicarpus
Lineage: Eukaryota; Metazoa; Cnidaria; Hydrozoa; Anthoathecata; Hydractiniidae
Product: minichromosome maintenance domain-containing protein 2-like
Exons: 22
Coding region: 10-2538 (842 amino acids)
Biological process (GO): double-strand break repair via break-induced replication
Molecular function (GO): single-stranded DNA helicase activity; ATP binding; DNA binding
Source: RefSeq, a predicted model, not a curated record